Messenger RNA from Lathyrus sativus (Indian pea), 1941 nucleotides. The record is from the annotation of a GenBank genome assembly. Lineage: Eukaryota; Viridiplantae; Streptophyta; Magnoliopsida; Fabales; Fabaceae.
AUGCCUCUCGGAGACAGAGGAGGUGAUAAAAGCGAAGCUCGAUUUUGCGGUGUAGAAACAGAGUUCAGCGAUGACAUGCCUGAAGUCAUUACUUUCAAUCUUUCCACGGGAAAAUUCGAUUUCGUUGUUGCUCCUCUGACAGAUCCUUCCUAUAGGCCAAGCUUGGUGCCAAAUAAUAGUUUUGGAUCUGCAGCCCCGCCAUUUGCUGGGUCAGACUUGGUCUUAAGCCCAUCCCAGUGGAGUAGUCAUGUAGUUGGUAAAAUUAGCUCAUGGAUUGAUUUGGACUCUGAAGAUGAGACUGUUAGAAUUGAUUCUGAAACCACUCUUAAACAAGAACUAGCCUGGGCUUCUCAUCUCUCAUUACAGGCUUGCCUGCUUCCUACCCCUAAAGGAUCCACUUGUGCUAAUUAUGCACGGUGUGUGAAUCAAAUCUUACAGGACCUGAGUAAUAUGCAGCUGUGGCUUAGGAUUCCCUUGGUUCUGCAUGCUGAUGAUGUUACGUCAACAGAUUCAAACUCAGCCACUUUGGUUGACUCCUGGGAGACAUGGAAUUCAUUUCGUCUGCUGUGCGAGCACCACAGUCAACUGUCAGUUGCACUUGAUAUUCUGAGUACGUUGCCUUCAGCAAAUUCAUUAGGAAGGUGGUUUGGGGAGUCUGUUAGAGCAGCUAUUCUAAAUACUGAUUCAUUUUUAACUAAUGGUCGUGGGUAUCCGUGCCUCUCCAAGCGCCAUCAGAUGUUGAUUACCCGGUUUUUUAACCAUAAUAUACAGAUAAUUAUAUCUGGAAAUUCUGGUCAUGCUAAAGCAAGUGUGGGUGUAGAUUCACGUUCUGGUGCAGAUUCACAAAGACAUCCUUUGCGUCCAUAUCUGGAAUAUGUUGGACAUCUUUACCAAAAGUUGGAUCCUCUUCCUGAGCAAGAACGUUUUGAGCUUGGAUACAGGGAUUAUUUACAGUCACCUUUACAACCUUUGAUGGAUAAUUUGGAGGCUCGAACUUAUGAGACUUUUGAGAAAGAUGCUAUGAAAUACAUUCAGUAUCAAAGAGCAGUAAGUAAAGCAAUGCUGGACAUGAUUCCAGAUAAUGAGGCAUCUGUUAAAACCCUUGUACUAAUGGUUGUUGGGGCAGGGCGUGGACCUCUUGUGCGGGCAUCAUUACAGGCUUCCGAAGAAACUGGGCGAAAGCUAAAAGUUUACGCUGUUGAGAAGAAUCCAAAUGCAGUUGUUACCCUUCACGCAUUAGUUAGAUUAGAGGGAUGGGAGGAUACCGUUACUAUAGUCUCAUGCGACAUGCGCUAUUGGAAUGCUCCUGAAAAAGCUGAUAUAUUGGUUAGUGAAUUGCUAGGUUCUUUUGGUGACAAUGAACUGUCUCCCGAGUGCCUUGAUGGAGCUCAGAGGUUUUUAAAGCCUGGAGGAAUUUCAAUACCGUCUUCGUACACAAGUUUCAUUCAACCAGUGACAGCUUCUAAGUUAUACAAUGAUGUUAAGGCACAUAAAGAUAUUUCACACUUCGAAACUGCUUAUGUUGUUAAAAUACACAAUGCAGCUCGACUUGCACCAUGUCAAUCUGUUUUUACAUUUACUCAUCCAAAACCUGCCGAUGAUAGAGAAAGCAAUCAACGCUAUAAGAAGUUGCAUUUUACAAUACCAAAUGACACUGGAUCCACAAUGGUACAUGGAUUUGCUGGCUACUUUGAUGCUACUCUUUACAAGGACGUGCAUCUUGGGAUUGAACCUUUAACUGCUACACCAAAUAUGUUCAGCUGGUUUUCAAUAUUUUUCCCUCUAAGGACUCCUAUUUGUGUGAAACCAGGUUCUAAACUUGAAGUAGAUUUCUGGCGCUGUUGUGGUCCUAAGAAGGUUUGGUAUGAGUGGUGUGUAACAUCUCCUUCGCCGUCUCCAAUUCACAACAGUAAUGGACGUUCAUACUGGGUUGGGCUUUAG